Aspergillus chevalieri is the source of this 573-nucleotide messenger RNA. RefSeq lists its product as uncharacterized. Bases 1 to 573 code for a protein of 190 amino acids. NCBI's taxonomy places the organism in Eukaryota, Fungi, Ascomycota, Eurotiomycetes, Eurotiales, Aspergillaceae. The record is from RefSeq and is a predicted model, not a curated record. The transcript is spliced from 3 exons.
AUGUCUCUUAUGUCCGUAAACGGCGAUAACAUGGACUUCCCUUUCGUCAGAGGGUCAAUCAAUGCAAGCGUAACGACCGUGAUCCCGGAGUCAUCAACGUUCAAGGUCAAAGAAGAGGAAGACAAAAGCGAACUUUCCGCCCCUACAACAGCUACAACAAACCGAGCUCGUGAAAAGACGCAGGCCAUGGAAGACGAAAACGGAUCUCCAGCAAAAAAGAACAGGACCGGAAAGAAGGCUGGCCCUUUAGGCCCGAUACCCAUGAGCUACGAGGAGGCCGGGCCAGAGGAUAGACUGAUUAUCAAGAUGAGAGAGAAGGAUGGAAAACAAUGGCUGGAUAUCAAAGCAGCUAUUGAGGAGAUUACCGGCAUAAAAUUUGGCAACACCACCUUGAAGGGCCGUUACGCGCGCAUGAAAGCCAACUUCGUUAUUUUUGAAAAGGAACAUGAGCCGAUUCUCCUGGGUGUCAAGAAAGAUAUCGAGGAUAUCCUAUCUCUACGAUCCAGGAAAAGUCCAAAGAACUUUGCGAAGAUGUCGAGUGGAAACGGCGUUGCGGUCACAGAUGAAGAGUAA